Molecule: messenger RNA, 777 nt
Organism: Penicillium expansum
Lineage: Eukaryota; Fungi; Ascomycota; Eurotiomycetes; Eurotiales; Aspergillaceae
Product: DUF3632 domain-containing protein
Exons: 1
Coding region: 1-777 (258 amino acids)
Source: RefSeq, a predicted model, not a curated record
AUGGUCGCUAUCACAGAAGAUAUUUCUGCCCCUCGAUUUGCUAUCCUGCAAGACCUCUUCAGCGAAAGGAUAUCUGCACAGCAAGCCGCUGGAUAUUUGGCUUCAAUCUCCUUGGCAGACACCUCAGAUCCCGAGGGGGGAAUUACCAGCCUAUGGAGCUUGAUAUUCAAAUGUGCAUACAAUUCCCCUGAGCACCAUGAUAAACUCGUCAAUGUGCUAGUCCAACUGUCAAAACUCCCGGACGCAAAAAAGCCAAAAGGAGACUCCAUUUUGCUCUAUGAUAUGCAAGUAUGGAAAGACCUGCCAAUGCUUGGCUGGCAAUUCCGGGAUGAGUGGAAUGCAACUGUUCCGGCUGGACCUCCCGACUCUCGCCAAAACGCCAUCUCGCGAAUUAUCAGCCGGGACAAAUUCACCGCACGUUUGAUGGCGACAAAGGAAUCUGUCUUUGCAUACUCGUGGUUUGCACUGAUUACUCUGCGAGGCGCACUGGAAACACCGGCAGAUCAAUCCUCUGCGGGGAAUCUAGAAGCAUUGAUUCCUGCUGCUGCUGCGUGGAUCAGUAUUCUUGGGGCAGACAUCUAUCAGUGGAAGGAAGAGUUUGAUGGCGCCUUAGGGAAAGGAGGUACGCUCUGGAAAGGUCAACAUGGGUUUUGUAAGGAGAGGUGGCAGUUUUGGAAGGAGCGAUUUGGGGAGUUGGCUAUAUCAGAAGAGAUUGGAGACGAAGCGAGAACUGCAGCAAGGGACGCACAGGGGGCGAUGGAGGGGAUUGAGAUGUGA